This is a messenger RNA of Ricinus communis (castor bean), 763 nucleotides long. Its product is annotated as norbelladine synthase. The coding region runs from base 156 to 650 and encodes 164 amino acids. The transcript is spliced from 2 exons. NCBI's taxonomy places the organism in Eukaryota, Viridiplantae, Streptophyta, Magnoliopsida, Malpighiales, Euphorbiaceae. Gene Ontology annotation, molecular function: abscisic acid binding; signaling receptor activity; protein phosphatase inhibitor activity. The record is from RefSeq and is a predicted model, not a curated record. Gene Ontology annotation, cellular component: nucleus; cytoplasm. Gene Ontology annotation, biological process: abscisic acid-activated signaling pathway; defense response.
AUUGUGCCGGCCAUAAAAUGAUAACGUUUUAGUGCUUUGGAGGCUCUCAUCCAAGACUCUGUACGAGUGUGCGUUAAAAAACAAAGAGGCCUCAAAUUAAGCAUCACAUAUAAGCUUCGAUAAUCCAGAAUCAAGAAUCUAAAUCAAGAAAAACAAUGCGGGAUCAAGUAUCAGCAGAGACUCCGGUAGGAGCUCCGGCUCGUAUUGUAUGGGAUGCUUACCGUGGAGUUGAACUUGGAAGACUUGUUGAUGAGCUACUAGGCGAUGUUCUUGGUAAAGUGGAAGUUGUAGAAGGUGAUGGAGGGGUGGGGACUAUAAUGAAACUUACAUUUCCUCCUGGAACACCCGGAACUGGUUACAUGAAGGAAAUAUUCACAAAGAUGGACGAUGAUAAGCGCGUGAAAGAAACAGAAAUCAUCGAAGGAGGCUACAAAGAUCUUGGGUUUGAUCAUGUUCGUAUUCGCUUGGAGAUCAUUGAGAAGGAUGAUGAUGAUGCUGCUGGUGAAUCGAGUAUAAUCAGAUCCACAAUAGAGUAUGAGAUGGAUGAGACCAAACCCGAGCUUGCUUCUUUUGUCUCUACCAAGCAACUUGAGAUUAUGGCUGAAACCAUUGCGAAGUAUCUCACCCACAACAAGUCCACUACCACAUAAAGCAACUUAGAAAAAAGAAUUUUUAUUUAUUAUUUAUGAUGCUAAAACUUUAAAAGGUAUGGACGAGAAUUAAUGUCGACAUAUUUUUAGUCCAUAGAAUUAUUUUUUCUUUA